This is a messenger RNA of Coffea arabica (coffee), 2506 nucleotides long. The record is from RefSeq and is a predicted model, not a curated record. NCBI's taxonomy places the organism in Eukaryota, Viridiplantae, Streptophyta, Magnoliopsida, Gentianales, Rubiaceae.
GAGGAGAGACAGAGACAAGGAGAAGGAGAGGGAGAGGGAUAGGGACAGGGACAAGGAGAAGGAGAAGGACAGGGAGAGGAGGGAUAGGGAAAAGGAGAAGGAAAGAGAUAGGGAAAUGGAGAGGUCGAAGGAAAUGGAGAGGUCAAGGAGGAGCCGAAGCAGGUCCAGGCUCGAUCGUGAAAGGGAGAGAGAGUUGAUCAGGGAACGAGAGCGCGAGCUCGAGAUGAGGGAAAGCAGAUGCAUCUUAAUGGGCUAACAUGCGGAAACUUCUUCACGGCUUGUCUGAAGAAAGUGGCUUUUCCACAUAUUGGUUUUGAUAAGGUUGGCAACGCAUGUGGUGAGGCUGUAUCAGUUUUCCAGCCUUUUGUUCACUGUGAAGACGAAAAUGCCUUAUCCCCAUAAUUCUUGUUCCCUCUUUGCAGUGAAACAGGGACCAGAAUAGCAAAUCCUCUGUUUGAAUGACUUUUUUGAUUCAAAAUAUCAGUGAACUCGAGUGUCCUAAUGAACACAAUCUUAAUUGAAGUAUAAAUAAUCAAUGGUCUUAAAUCAUCCAGAAUAGUGAUUGGAGUGAACUUAUGAAGGUUAUUCCAGUCAUUUUCCUUGCUGAAAUCAUAAGCCAGAUUUUAGGUUUCUGGUUUACUUCUUGUUAUCCCCCCUGUUUUUCUUUGAUAUUCCUUCUAAUCUUAAUUGUACUUAAGCUUAAAACUGUUUUUUAAUUUGAGUCAUCCAUUGCUGUUGGGUAGAAGUGACUUGGUCUACAUGAAUAAGGGGGCUUUAGUUGACAAUUAGCGAAAACAUUUAGUUUCUAAUCUGCUUGUUAUUGAAGGUGGAUUGCUAAUGAAGUAUAAAAAUUUGCUAAGCAUUGAAAAAUGAUGUGCUUGUUCUCACUCUCUUGCUGACCACUGGCUGAGGAACUUUAUACAAUCAUAGUCUAGAAUGUUUUAUGUUUAUACUUGUUAAAUUUGAAGUUGGUAUUCGUUUUUGGUAUUUCUGUUAUCAAAAAGUUUGAUUUAUGGAAAAGUAGGGUGCUGGCUUGGAAUUUAAGGAGGUUGAUUAUCUCUGUGGUAGGGAGGAGAACAUGAUGUUGAGGAGAUUUAAAGAAAAGAAAGAAGCGGUGGAACCUGAGGCUGACCCAGAAAGGGAUCAGAGAACAGUAUUUGCUUACCAGAUGCCCUUGAAGGCAACUGAGAGGGAUGUUUACGAGUUUUUCUCAAAAGCAGGAAAGGUGAGGGAUGUACGUCUUAUCAUGGAUCGAAAUUCGAGGAGAUCAAAAGGAGUUGGGUACAUUGAGUUCUUUGAUUCCAUGUCUGUGCCGAUGGCAAUUGCUCUAUCUGGGCAUCUACUUCAUGGACAGCCUGUUAUGGUUAAACCAUCAGAGGCAGAAAAGAACCUUGUUCCAUCAAAUGCUUCCAGUAAUUCAAGCGUUGUGGGCCCGUAUGGUGCAACAGAUAGGAAACUCUAUGUUGGAAAUUUACAUUUCAACAUGACUGAAUUUCAGCUUAAACAGAUUUUUGAAGCAUUUGGGCCCGUUGAACUUGUACAGCUGCCUACUGAUCCUGAGACUGGACACUGCAAAGGUUUUGGCUUUGUUCAAUUUGCUCAACUAGAACAUGCAAAGGCUGCGCAAGUUCUAAAUGGGAAAUUGGAGAUUGCUGGUCGAACUAUUAAGGUUUCAUCUGUUACGGAUCAUGUUGGAGUGCAAGAUUCAGGGCAGAAAACUGCCGAUUUUGAUGAUGAUGAUGGGGGUGGAUUGGCUUUGAAUGCUCAAUCAAGAGCAAUGCUAAUGGCAAAACUGGAUCGCAGUGGGAUUGCGUCAAGUGUUGCUGGUUCCCUUGGAGUACCUGCGCUUAAUGGCGCAACUCCUGCACAACAAUCCAUAACCAUGCCCAUGGUUGCACCUACAGCAAUGUCUGCUCCGGUACUUCCAGCACAAGUUUUAAUGCCCCCAGAGCCCAUUGGCAACCCAAGCGAGUGUUUACUUUUGAAGAAUAUGUUUGAUCCUGCAACUGAGACGGAUCCAGAAUUUGAUUUGGACAUCAGGGAUGAUGUGCGUGAAGAAUGUUCAAAGUAUGGCCCGGUGAAGCAUAUCCUUGUGGACAAGAAUAGUUCUGGUUAUGUUUAUUUGCGCUUUGAGAAUGUGGAGGCUGCAGCACGUGCUCAACAAGCCAUGCACAAGCGAUGGUUUGCUCGCCGAUUGAUUUCAGCAAUCUUCUUGCAACCAUAUGAAUAUGAUGCAAAAUUUAAAGGGGCUGCUUGAUACUGUUCCGCAUGCUGGAAUCAAUGUGGAUGGAGUACAACCUUAAAGUGGAGUUGCUGAGCGUGUUUGCUUAUGGUUUCAUUACGAUGUGGAUUACAAUAACUCUACUUGCUUCACAUGUAUAAUUUGGUUUUAGAUUUGGUUAUUGUUAUGUGGUGGAUGUGUAUACAAUUUGAUCGAUUAUUUUCCCUUUGAAAUGUAGUACCGAAUAUUUUUAUUAGCAUGAUAGCAAAUGUUGUUGGGAUGGUU